Astyanax mexicanus (Mexican tetra) is the source of this 3214-nucleotide messenger RNA. RefSeq names its product NLR family CARD domain-containing protein 3. The record is from RefSeq and is a predicted model, not a curated record. Bases 126 to 3110 code for a protein of 994 amino acids. NCBI's taxonomy places the organism in Eukaryota, Metazoa, Chordata, Actinopteri, Characiformes, Acestrorhamphidae. The transcript has 8 exons. Gene Ontology annotation, molecular function: protein binding.
AAUCUGUGACUCAACCACGAGUUUACGUCUCGCAGAAGUUUCACACAGAAAUGUAGAGUUUUAUUAUUCAACCCACAAAGCAAACGAGGACAUAUAAAUAUCACUUCAUAAUUUUACCAUAGAGAAUGGAGACGGAAAUACAGCUGGAAACUGAGGAUAAGACCAAACCAGACUCCAGUGCAGUGGAGCUCAGCUCUGUUCAGAGCUCCAUGAGGGCGGAGUCGGGAGGGAUUGUGAACGCUCCCUCAUUGGUCAGCAGCCAUUUCUCAGCUCCAGUCGUCUUUAACUUCAAUACGAGUACUGCAGAGCGCGAAAAAGAACCUUCAGUGGGUUGUGAUGAGUCAAGAAAACGAGAGCUUCGCGAUUCUCUGAAGUCCUGCACGAGAAAUCGAUGCAACAUGAUCUACGAAGGAACGUCUGAUGGAGGAAGCAGCAUCACAUUGACUGACGUCUACACAGAGCUCUAUAUUGUGGAGGGUCAUACCGGUGGAGUCAGUAAUCAACAUGAGGUCUGGAAGAUUGAAGCAAUGUCGAGGGCUAUUGCUGUAGAUUCUCCAGUUGAGUUCAGGGACGUUUUCAAGAAGAGUUCAGACUCAGAAACACUGAGAACGGUGCUGACGCUGGGAAUCGCCGGGGUGGGGAAGACGGUUUCCGUGCAGAAGUUUGCCCUGGAAUGGGCGGAAGGAAGAAACAAUGAAGACAUUGACUUUGUGUUCCUGAUGUCAUUCCGAGACCUGAAUCCCAUCAUGGAUGAGUGCUUCAGCUUCUACAAGUUACUGUGUUACUUUUACCGCCAGCUUAACCUGAAGACGGAGGACGUAGAGGCUCUUGGCGGUUGCAACAUCUUGCUUGUUUUUGACGGUCUUGACGAAAGCCGCCUCAUGCUAAACUUUGGAAGCAGUAAAAUAGUGAGCGACGUGACCGAGACGUCAUCCGUUGACCUUCUGAUCAUCAAUCUGAUCAUUGGAAACAUGCUUCCAUCGGCUCGCGUCUGGAUAACCUCGCGGCCAGCCGCAGCCCAUCAAGUCCCCAGUCGGUACGUUAACCUGGUGACAGAAGUACGAGGGUUCAAUGACGACCAGAAGGACGAGUACUUCAAGAAGAGAAUCAGCGAUCAAGAACAAGCCAGCAAAAUCAUCUCCCACAUUAAGAAAUCCAAGAGCCUUCACAUCAUGUGCCACAUACCUGUAUUCUGCUGGAUAUCUGCAACUGUGCUUCAGCUUAUGUUGGACGAUGACAAAAAAGGAGAAGAAGAAGAACGCCAAGAAAAAGGAGGAGACGUGCCCACAACUCUGACAGGAAUGUACACCAACUUUAUGCUCUACCAGAGUGACCUAAAAGUUCAGAAGUACCCUGAGAAGUAUCCGAAGAAAUCAAAGGAAUGUGCAUAUUAUUCUGAGGAAAUCCUGAAGCUGGCAGAGCUUGCGUACAAGAACCUCAUGAGGGAAAAAUUCAUUUUCUUUAAAAAAGAUCUGCAAGAGUGUGGCAUCGACAUCGAAGCAGCUUCGGUGUAUUCAGGGAUGUUCACCGAGAUUUUCCGAAAGGAGAAAACUCUAUUCAAGUCCAAGGCUUACAGCUUUGUGCACUUAAGCAUCCAGGAGUAUCUCGCCGCUUUAUUUGUAUUCUACAUGUACAGCACCGCAAGAACCAAUCUUCUCAAUGAAACCUUCACUGAAAAACUGAAAUGGAGAUUAAAAAGCAACCUCCACGACCUUCACAAAUCUGCCAUCAACAAGAGUUUACAGAGCGAGUCUGGACAUCUGGAUCUCUUCCUUCGUUUCCUCCUUGGUAUCUCACUAGAGUCCAAUCAGAGCCUUCUGGUAAAGAUCUUUCCACAGCUGAGCUUGAAGGAAAGAGUCAGGAACACAGCCCAGUUCAUCAAGAGGAAGAUCAGGAUGAAGAUCUCCCCAGAGAGGAGCAUCAACCUUUUCCACUGCCUGAAUGAGAUGAAUGAUCACUCUUUGGUGGAGGAGAUUAAGAGUUAUGUGGGAUCUCAAUCAGAUCAUCAGCUCACCCCAGCAGAGUGCACUGCCCUCGUCUACCUACUCUUGAUGUCAACGGAUGAUCUUGAGGAAUUUGACUUGAAGAAAUAUCUAAAGUCAGAUGAGGGUCUGCGGAGAACCAUACCACUGGUAGUUUCCAGUAGAAAAGCUCUGCUGAAUGACUGUAAUCUAACUAAACAGAGCUGUGAAAUUCUGGCGAAUGCCCUUAGCUCAAGCAUGUCCUGCCUAACUGAGCUAGACCUGAGUGACAAUGAUUUGCAAGAUGUUGGAAUAUUGUUGCUAGCUCAGGGGCUAAGCAGUGUAAACUGUAAACUUCAGCUACUCAAGUUAUGUCGGUGCCUUAUAUCAGAGAAAGGCUGUUUAUCUCUGGUUGCAGCUCUGAGUUCAAGUGUCUCAAAGCUCAUAAAGCUGGACAUCAGUUACAACAACAUAGGAAAGAAUGGAGUGAAGAUGAUCUUCGACAUAAUAGAAAAUCCAAUGUAUCAUCUGGAGGAACUGACAGCAGACCAUUUUGGUGAGAUUCAUAUGAGGACCAGUUUUCUGAGUUAUACAAUUGAGCUGACCCUGGACAUCAACACUGCUCAUCGCUCUCUCCGUUUGUCGGAUGAUGGCAGGACAGUGUCUUGGAGCUUAAGCGAAAUCUCCUAUCCGGAUCAUCCAGACCGAUUCCAGACGUGGAAGCAGGUGAUGGGCGGAGAGGCUCUAACUGGGCGGCAUUACUGGGAGGUGGACUGGGGGAGCAGUGUGUUUGGAGUGACCAUAGGCCUGACCUAUAAAGGAAUCGGCAGGACCGGAGACGCCAGCGUCUGCUUGGCAGGACAUGAUGAUCAGUCCUGGAGCGUUCACUGCUCCAACUACAGCUACUGUGCUUUACAUCGCGGCAAGAAGAUCGACCUGCUGAAGACCCCGGAUGAGAAUUUCGAGUCUGAGAGGAUUGCGGUGUUUCUGGACUGGCCGGCGGGAAAGCUCUCCUUCUACAGAGUCGACGACGACGAUAAACUGAUCCACAUCUACACGUUCCACACUAUCUUCAGAGAACCUGUUUACCCCAUCUUCAGACUCAUCCAUCACGCUGCUACACUGACCUUAUCACCGGGCGAAGGCUGACAGUUUUUUACCCCUGUGAAAAAGUCCUAUAUAUUUCAAUAUAAUAAAUGUGUACUUAAACUAUACGUGUAAUAAUCUCCUUAUCCUUAUACUAUAUUUGUACC